AUGAAGGUGGUGACCAAGGGUGGUGGCAAGCCAGUGCUGUGGAGCAAGCCCAAGGUGCUGUUAAAACAACUGCUGACCUUCUUGGGUGUGGAUGGUGAGGACUUCUAUGUGUGGAAGGACCAGCUGCUCAUCACGCAGGUGCUGCAUGGCUAUGAUGACAGCAAGUUCACCCCCAUUGUGGCCUAUGCCCUGGCUGGCACAGCUAUGAAGAGGAUGAGUGUGCAGCCAGCUGCCACUACACAUAUUGCUGUGGCCCUCUUUCUGCUGGUUGAGUACAAGGCACUCUGCAACCAGCUUGACCACUACAAGUCCAACAAGAUCACACAACAGGCUGCAGCCAUGCCCAUGGGUCUGUCAUUAGCUGAGCAGCUCACCAUGCUCAUGGAGGCCAUGGCAUGA
Acanthamoeba castellanii str. Neff is the source of this 399-nucleotide messenger RNA. RefSeq lists its product as uncharacterized. The transcript has a single exon. NCBI's taxonomy places the organism in Eukaryota, Discosea, Longamoebia, Acanthamoebidae. The record is from RefSeq and is a predicted model, not a curated record. The coding region runs from base 1 to 399 and encodes 132 amino acids.